Molecule: messenger RNA, 1554 nt
Organism: Adineta ricciae
Lineage: Eukaryota; Metazoa; Rotifera; Eurotatoria; Adinetida; Adinetidae
Source: the annotation of a GenBank genome assembly
AUGACGUGUUUCGAGGAUUUAUCAAAUGAGAUUUUAUAUGAAAUUAUUGAAUAUCUUGAUAUUUGCGAUGCAUACGCCAUGUUUUCAAAAUUAAACCAUCGUUUCCAACAAUUUUUCAAACAUUUAAGUUUACCAUGGAAAUUUUGUAUACAUUCCACAAGUAGAGUCAGCUUAUCAGAACGUUGUCAAUACAUAAAAUCUAAAUCUGUGGCUGAUAUUUUAUCACUUCGUUUCUCAAAUCCAACCGCUGUCGAUUAUUUUCUUUCGUUAAUUCCAUUGGAUUCGUCAUUUAUUCGUCUCGAAUCGUUGGUGCUUCAUAAAAUAAAACUAUUGAAGUUAGUUUCUAUCCUUACAACUCUUUCAACACUUCCACGACUUUUCUCACUUACCACUACGACGGUUGGGGCCAUUACAUUCCUCCGUGAUGUUCACAAUGCACUAUUUGCUCUACCUGUUCUGAAAUAUUGCAAUACUACGUUCAAUGGACAGAUAGAAUUCUUUGAGUUGGCUAAUUUAUGCGCUAAAAUUAGUCCAAUAGAAUAUUUUGUGAGUAGGACGUCGUAUACUAUGAAGAAUGUAGUUGACAUAUUUCGACAUCUCCCAAAACUAGUUCGUGCGGAAGUGAGUUGCUUUUCACCGAUGUUUAGUACUGAUAGUCUGAUGCCAGUGCUAGUAGAACGCUUGACUUGUUUACAAUUGCAAACUUCAACACAGAUUGAACAGUUGGAAGUAUUCUUAUCGAAAUUACGUCAUCAAAUUCAGACACUACGUAUUUCGUCAUAUUCAAAGAUGGAUUCGACGGAUGCAAAACGGUGGCAACACCUGAUCUCGUCUCAUUUUCCAGAUCUUCGUACGUUUGAAAUGCAACACUUUGGACAAAUUUCUAGUUUAAAUGAAUACGAUCUCAUUCGAAAUGAAUUCAAUUCAUCAUUUUGGUGGAAAAGAAAAUGGUUUUUCAUAUUUCAAGCUUUCAACACUAAUGACACCUUCUACAUGUUCUUCUAUUCUCAAACGCGUGCAUCGAGUACUCGGGAUGCACGUUCGAUCCAUAAUAUUACUAUCGAUGACGCGAAAACCAUCAUUCAGUUUCAAUCAUCACAACUAACGUUCUUCCCUGCGUAUCAAAAUUCUGCUAAUGCAUCAUUAUUCCAUCAGAUUCUGAAUACUAUGCCGUAUCAACAACUGAAACGUUUAACAAUCACAAAGGUUUUAACUUUCAAAACGUACUGCUAUUCAAAAAAGACUUGCUCUUGUAUAAUUCCACGCUUUAUCGUCCAAGCCGUAUUAACAUAUGAGAACGUUCAAGAUUUGAUUGAUACAUUUCCUCGUUUGGAAACCUUAGAAAUGAAAAUAAGAGAAAAUGAUCUGGAAAAUAUUGUUCGCUUUCUUCUAACAUAUACUCAUGAUGAAAUUUCGCGUUUAUAUUCAAUUAUUAUCCAUGAUGCACAUUCGAUAUUAUCUGGUAGACUACACAAGCAAAUUGAACGUGAAGAUUUUGAUUGGAUCUGUUCAGUUGAAUUCAUUGGCGAUGUGUUAUAUUUACGAUGGAAAUGA